UUUGAGCUUUGACCCCUUUUGUUAAAAACAACUUGUUAAAAAAUAUAUCCACAGAUAUCCAUAAUUUAAAAUUAUCCGAAAUCCGCAAUGGAUUUCCAAAAUAGAGCUGGCGGAAAAACGGGCGGAGGCGGCGUAGCAUCAUGGUCCGAAUCGAACAGGGACCGCAGGGAAAGAUUGAGGCAAUUGGCCCUCGAAACCAUAGAUUUGCAAAAGGACCCCUAUUUUAUGAAAAACCAUUUGGGGUCCUACGAGUGCAAACUGUGUCUGACCCUGCACAACAACGAGGGAAGUUAUUUGGCUCAUACCCAAGGAAAAAAACAUCAGGCUAAUUUAGCUAGAAGGGCAGCUAAAGAAGCCAAAGAUGCCCCUAGCAUGCUACAACCUGAAAAACCCAGGGUGGAACCCAAAAAAUUCGUUAAAAUCGGUAGACCUGGAUACAGGGUGACCAAACAAAGGGACCCCGAAACUGGACAGCAAAGCUUGCUGUUUCAAAUCGAUUAUCCCGAAAUUGCCGAUCAUGUUUUGCCCAGGCACAGAUUCAUGUCUGCUUACGAGCAAAAAAUUGAACCUCCAGACCGUAAAUGGCAAUAUUUGUUGUUUGCUGCAGAACCCUAUGAGACUAUAGCAUUUAAGGUUCCUAGCAGAGAAGUUGAAAAAACCGACCAGAAAUUCUGGACUCAUUGGAACAGAGACACCAAACAAUUUUUCCUGCAAUUUGCCUUCAAAAUCGAAAACAAGAAACUGACCAACAUAGUGCCAAGGCCUCCUAUGAUGGGAGUUGGAAUACCUCCUCCACCUCCUAUGUUGCCAGUACCUCCACCACCGAGACCUCCAAUGUUCAAUCAUCCUAUGCCACCUCCGCCCAUGAUGAGAGGUGUUAUGCCAGUACCACCACCACGUUAGAAAAAUAAAACAUGUAAAGAUAAUAAUUCCUUUAUUAUUAUAAAUUUUUUUUUAUAAAUAUUCAAAUAAGUAUCACAUUUUUUCAUAAUCAAGUGAUGCUAUAAACUGCAAAACAUUUAUCCAAUUUUUUGUAACAGUUACACCUUAAUUAAAUAAAUACAUUAAUAUAAACCCCCAGAUUAUCACCUAGCAAUAUGAGAUUUCACAAGCCUUCCAAUAUACUCCAAAGCCAUAAAAGUUUUAUUCGGCCUCAACCUUUGCCUGAGCAAAUAAUAAAACCCAAACCUAAAUAUAACAUAAAUAACUAUUAAAGCAACAAAAUCCAACCAAAGGAUUGUGUUUUCCAUUCCCAUUUGUUUCAUGAACAAAUCCAAAUCGGUCCAAAUGCAAAAGUCCUCAUCUUCGGGGCACCUUAGUUUUUCUCUGCCAGUUAACAUUGUGUGUAUGAGACCUUCAAGUGAAUAUCUCAGGUAACUGAAAUACAUGGCGAAUUUUAUUAGGCUUGGGAUGUUUUCGUAGCCACUUCCGAAGCCGUAGACUGCCAGCAACAUGAAUGGGACUGCUAGGACUGGUCCGACAAACAU
Ceutorhynchus assimilis (cabbage seed weevil) is the source of this 1487-nucleotide messenger RNA. The record is from the annotation of a GenBank genome assembly. Lineage: Eukaryota; Metazoa; Arthropoda; Insecta; Coleoptera; Curculionidae.